Hyla sarda is the source of this 1429-nucleotide messenger RNA. Its product is annotated as zinc finger CCHC domain-containing protein 3-like. Gene Ontology annotation, molecular function: RNA binding; double-stranded DNA binding; zinc ion binding. The record is from RefSeq and is a predicted model, not a curated record. NCBI's taxonomy places the organism in Eukaryota, Metazoa, Chordata, Amphibia, Anura, Hylidae. Gene Ontology annotation, biological process: activation of innate immune response. The transcript has 2 exons. The coding region runs from base 25 to 1047 and encodes 340 amino acids.
CAUACUGCCAGUGACUGCACUGAUAUGACUGUAUGUGAUUUAUCUGAUAAUGUGUCUGCAGAGGGGAGCGCUUCACAGUCUGUGUGGGAUCUGGGGUCAUCUCUGGGGUCAGGUCCACCAUUAGUUCAGCCUUCAGAGGCUUGUGACCCCCAGAGUAUAGAGGUUGAUGGUGGGGAGGGGGCUGUACAGUCUGAUGCACAACACUUCCCCCCUUUAGUCACACAAGUGUCAGACCCCCCUAGUACGGCUGGUCAGCAGCCACCACAGCGCCCCCAAGUACAGCAGGAGGGUAGAAGUAGUGGCGCCUCCUCUGGUAAUGCCUGGAGUCGUGGGUCACCAUUCAUGUCUAAUGUAAACUACACGGGUCAGGCUUUCAAGAGGAGGAACGUGGUCAGGUUCAGACAUAGAGGGGCCAAGGAGGAGCUGCCUGACAGGAGGUUUGUGGUCCGUGAACUUCUGUGCCACCAAAUGGGCUUCCUGCCAUCUAACAUCCUGGCAGUGAUAAACCUUCCUGACAGGCAGGGCUAUGACGUCAGCUUCAAACUCAUGUCUGACCUGGACCGCUUCUGGGCCCAUGUCACCCGGGUGAGAGAUGCUGAUGGCUGGAAUAAGUUCAGCUUUGUCCCCAUCUCCAGACCGGACACAGCGAAUGUCACCAUUAUAUUCUGGAACGAGUCUGUCCCCCCCCAGGAUAUUGUUGUAUGGUUAAAAAGGCACUGUGACCUAAUGUCAGACCUGACUAAGACCAGGGAUGAGGACGGCAUAUGGACGGGAGGGUGGAAGGUCCUGGUGAAGUUACGGCAGAUUAAUAACAUUACCCAACAUCUGCCCAAUUCAUUUUUCAUUGGUCGGGAGAAAGGGGUUUGUUUCUAUGCAGGUCAGCCCAGAAAAUGCUUCAAGUGUGGGAAGACCGGUCAUAUCGCGAGUGUGUGCACCCUGGUGAAGUGUAAUUUAUGUGGGGAGAUCGGCCAUGUCAGCGCCACCUGCCAGAACAUCCGCUGCAACCUCUGUGGAGACACGUUUAAAUACUCAAGGACUGUUACGUGAAGCAGAGCGUGAAUGGCGGUCUGGUCCAUCCUUUUGGUCACUGGCUGUGGAACCAAGUGCCGGGGUCUCUAUCCUCUUUACCACCAAUGAUGUAACUAUACAUAGGCUGACAGAGGUAUUGAUGGGAAGGUGCCUAAUGCUAGAAGUUACUAUUCGGGGUAGAAGGCUCCGACUCAUUAAUAUCUAUGGUUCACAGACAGUGACUGAAAGGGUUAACCUUUAUAAUGAAGUGAAGCCAUAUCUCUUCACGUCUGUCCCUGUCAUCUUGGCUGGAGAUUUUAAUGCCUCCAGAACAACUAGUGAUAGAUCCUCUAAUAGACCUCUAACCCGAGACUUCAAGGUCUUAAACAGCAUCAUUCUACAGGCCGGGUUGUCAGAUGUG